Molecule: messenger RNA, 2375 nt
Organism: Eublepharis macularius
Lineage: Eukaryota; Metazoa; Chordata; Lepidosauria; Squamata; Eublepharidae
Exons: 7
Coding region: 183-1226 (347 amino acids)
Source: RefSeq, a predicted model, not a curated record
GCUGCUGCACAAACUCUGUUCUGGACUUCCUCAUCCCUCAGAAUUUGGGAAGCAGAUGCUGCUGCAAAGGGAAGGUUAAGCUGUUAGGAUCCCCUUCUUCACCUUGCACAACUCUGGGAUUAAAAGAAACGAAAGCAUCCAGUUCCUCACUCUCUUUCCUCCUCUUUCUCUGCUGGGAGACAAUGAAGUUUUUCAAGGGGGGUCCGAUCUGGAUGAUCUUCCUCCAUUGGCUGCGUGUGUGCAACGGGGAAGGCUUCCUCAUCAAGAAUGUCCGCCUAGGAAAAUGUAUUCACGUCUCUCUGCAUGAAACAGAAAGGAUCGGCCUGUCGGAUUGCAAAGCGCACUCCCAGCUUUUCUGGUGGGGCUGGGAUGUAGCUGCCAGGGCCAUUGUCAGCCUGAAAACCAGGCAGUGCUUGACGGUCCACAAGCCUGAAGAAUUUGCAGCUGCUCAGCUAGAGCCCUGCGGGGGCCACGUGCACCAGGCCUGGGGAUGCAGCAAGAAGGGCCACCUUACUCUGCAGGGCAUGGGUCUGCACCUCAGCACACAGCAAGGAGGACACAAGGCCUUCCUCUCCCGAGAAAAGGACAAGUUCAGCAGAUGGAAGACCUGGAUGGAUGAAAUCAUCUGCACCAGAGACCUGCCUGUUGCUCCGGGGCCGAGCUACCCGACAGAGAAGUCUGUAGUCCCCUGGGAGCGGGUUCUUCAAACUAAAGUCAUCACUUCUGCAAAGACCCCCACCCUCCCGGGAGACCCCACAACCACCUCUGCAACCCCCACUUUGGAAACGGAGCCUGACGCCACCAGCGCUCUCCCAAGCACAGAAGAAAUUACCAUGGAACCCGAAGUGGAAAAGCACACUCAUUUUAAAAAGCAUGCCGGCAAUCAAAAGAAGACUGCGAGUGCCCACCAUCCAGGUACCAACUGGAAGACGGUGAUGCUGGUCCUGAGCCCGCUGGCCUUUAUACUGGGACUGGUCAUACUGGCCCUCAACAUCCACUACAACAAGAAGAAGAAGACGACGAUGCUGUCUGCUCUGAAAAGACGCCCGGACAAAAGCCACCAGGGGAGCUAUGAGGAGCGGCUGCCCUUUUCCAGUGCCAGCCACAAGACGCAGAUCAUCCCGUCUUCUCCCUCCCCUUCUCUGAAGCACGGGGAGAUACUUAUUGAGUGGAAAGAUGGGACGAUCACCCCGCUUUUUGACCACAUGAACUAUCCAAUAUGCUAAAUGUUGCUUGAGCCAAAUGGAUUGCUUUCAAGGCAACACCUUACGACAGGACCUUUACGAGGCACUUCUAUGAAGCCUCCUUCAUUCGACUAACAGCCUGGGCGAGAAAGCAGGUAACAAGCAUUCUCACAUGUGGCCAUUCACGUUUGCUACACUGACACAUGUAAGACUUCUGUUUCUCCAAAUGCCUAACUGAUGCUCAGAUUUCUCCAGUGUGCUUGGGACAUUGCCUGCAUCUUGCUUGCAACAUUGAGGUGGUAUAGUCCUCUGGAGGGGACUCUCCCACCUCAGUUUAACGCAGGAAAGCAUUUGCCUUGGAUCGCAGGAGUUCCUGUAUGAGGCAGAAGGCUGGUUUUUAAUCGGGUGAUGUGCCAUGAUAAAUCUGGAAGUACAGCCUCCCCAGAGAGAUGAUACAGCUGCAGGACUGCGGGCCUAAGCCCACCGUGUGCCUCCACAGGACCUCUUAUCCCUUUGUGAUUCUUCCCUCCCUACAAAGGGCUCAGUUAGCAUUGCGAGGUUAUGGGGAACCCUGUACCUCUGCCUCCAUGGAACAGGUGGAGGUGUGUGCGAGUUAUCUGUGGGCCCCAAAAUGGUGUGGGUGGCUGGCUUUUUUUGUAAAGCCUCCCUGCCUGGUCUCCUGGGUGGUAUUUCUUGCCACCCCAGGUAAUCAAGGAAGUGGCUUAUUUACAAUCCUGUCUCAAUAGGCAGGUCAGAGUCCUUGGGAACGGUGCUGCUGAAAUAAACCAGCUACAUUUCCUUUCUGGGAGGCUAACAGAAUCAGUACAAGUGAAAUGCGAUGACCUCACAGUUUUCCUACAGGGGAAGAGAUAAAGUAUGGCGGAGGGACUGGCCAGGAUUGAGCAGCAGGGAGGGGACAGAGAAUUGCCAGUGGGCCUGUGUAGCAGGUUUUCCGAGGACAAGAUGGUGCUUCUUAAACCUUGCGCAGUAUUAAUACCAGCCGGACAGAACGGAAGCCUGAAAGAGCAACGUUAAGCGUCUCCUGUGAGAGGCCCUGCUGUACAAACACAAUCCCAGCAUGUGUCAGACUGUAACACUGCUCUUUGCUUUUCGGGUCUGUUUCGGAUGCUCCUAACUCACCUUGACACCCUCCCCAGCAGUCGCUUGUGAUCAACCUGCGCCUUCACCUAA